UGUUUUUAUAGCUGGUUGUUGACUUGUUGCGUGCGUUCCUUCUGGUCGCGCGGCGGUGACAGGCUUGACAGCUUGGUGUCCUGCUCAGUCUUCGUUACCUGUCAGACUACCCCAGCGAGGGAAUGCCCCGCUAUGUUCGACUUAAGCCGUGGCUGGAACCUGUCCUUCGCUGGUUGCGGGUUCCUGGGCAUUUACCACAUCGGAGUAGCCAGCUGUCUGCUGGAGAAAGCUCCGUACCUUAUCAAAGAGGCCACUAAGCUGUAUGGGGCUUCGGCCGGUGCGCUGACCGCCUCGAUGCUCGCCAGCGAGGCACCCAUAGCUAAAUGCUGUGAAGAUGUGAUUGAGGUGGCUAAGGAGGCCAGAAAGAGAAACCUGGGCCCCCUUCAUCCAACUUUCAACCUGAUUAAGGUGUUAAGGUCUGGCCUGAACCGCAACCUGCCCUCUGACGCACACACCCUGGCCUCAAAGCGACUGUGCAUCUCUCUGACCAGAGUGACUGAUGGGGAGAAUGUGCUCGUGUCAGAGUUUGACUCCAAAGAGGAGCUCAUUCAGGCGCUCAUCUGCAGCUGUUUUAUCCCCAUCUACUGUGGACUGAUUCCUCCGUGCUUCAGAGGAGUGCGUUAUGUAGACGGUGGGAUCAGUGAUAACCUGCCUCAGUCAGAGCUGAAGAACACCAUCACCAUAUCUCCUUUCUCUGGCGAAAGUGACAUCUGUCCACGGGAUAAGUCCACCAGCUUUCAUGAGCUGCGUUUCACCAACACCAGCAUCCAGAUGAACAUGGGCAACAUGUACCGCCUCAGCAGGGCUCUCUUUCCACCAGAACCCAAGGUACUGGCUGAGAUGUGUCAGAGCGGUUAUAAAGAUGCUCUACGCUUUCUUGAAGAGAACAACCUGCUUGCACUGGAGUGUCCCACUGCUGGCCCUUCCCUGCCAGAGAGCUCGAUCAGCUGCUGCAACAAUACUGAAACAACCAAGGAGUGGGUGCUCCGAAGGCUCCGACUACUUCGUAAACAGCACUGUAGGGUGGAUGAACACAUUAGUCUGCCCACUUCAAUCAAGAAAGUGUUCUGUGAGGCCUGCCAAGAGAGAUCCGGACUGUAUGGCAGGGUAUCUGGGAUGCUGCCAGUAAGGGUGGCCUCCUACAUGCUCAUGCCAUACACACUUCCUGUACAGUCAGCAUACUCAGUGGCCCAGAGGUUUGUAGAGUGGAUCCCAGAGGUGCCCGCUGAUGUCCGUUGGCUGUUUGAGGUGGCAGGUGAUGUGUACAGACAGGCCUGGAAAGGGGAACAAGCCAGCGCUAUGAGUGAGCCCUGCCUGAGGAAAUGCCUGAGUGUUCCACCGCUAUCUUCGGAGUGUGAGCCCAGUCAGAAAGAUAUCCCACCUGCUCUUUCCUCUGUCGAGCUCCACAGCAACUACUGGGAAAUCCCCAAAUCUACCUUCUCCUCGUCUCAUCAGAGCCAUCCAGCCAUCGAUCCCUCCUCACCACAGGAUGUCUGCUUCUUUGUUGGCAUCCAAGAUGAACCUUAGAGCGUUCACAACGGUCAGAUGCUCCAGGACCUGAACUUUAACAGAAACACGGUCUAAUGUCAGCUCUCUUGUUGAGACAAGGAUGGAUUGAUGGAUGGUAGAAAUUUUAGCCAAUAAUCACUGGUGUGUAUCUGUUUUUUGCACUGACUCUGAACACUCCAUCCAGUGCAAAGAGUAUCGUACUUCUGUGAUGUGUUUUAUGGCCUAAAUCAGUGCGCAGCACAGUAUGAUAUCUAUCUACUUCCCUCAAUAUUUUUAGGUUUAAAUUAUGCAUACAUAGGAACCAUCCCAGUGCAUUCAAUGACAGCUUCUUUCUUUCCCUUCAAAUAUUGACUCUUUGUCCAUUUCACCACGCUGAUGGACUUGUACCGUUGAGUGAUAUCUCCAAGGUUUGUGGUCCCAAUCACUAAUUUAAAGUUUUUUCAGUAUAUAAUGAUUUUAAUUUUCUAAAUAAUGCUCCACAGAGUAAAAUGGGUACCAAAGAAGGCGGGGCUACCGUGUGAAGGUGUCCUUUGGUUCUCAGUGCGAUCAAAUUCCAGAGUGACUGAUUGUGUUCAGUAUAAUGUGAAACUAGGGACUGAGACCACAAAGUCAUCAGGAGUCUUUUUUUAGGUCAUAGCUGAAAGCUGUUUUACUAAAAAGAGACUUUUUGUAACUACAGGGGUCAGUCUGUGGUGGCCUUUAAGGAGAAUGCAAGUUUAAGGCACUUCCUUAUUGCCUUUUACACCUGAAAUCUAUUUAUUAUAUAUAAAGGCUCUAAUAUUACAAAUCUUGGUGCAACAAUCCUUAGCAUUAAUCCAGGUGAUCUUUCCAGGAUUUUUGAGUAAAACCAAGUUGUUCACUUAAUUGGAACACUUUUAACUCUUCGUCAUUGCAGCUGUCUUGUAUUAGUAAAUCUCUACUGCAUAAGGAGAGGCUAUUUCACAUGAUUGGGCAGAGUUAUGUGUGAUGAUGGGUCUGGGGUAAAAAGCUGUUCCUGAGACUGGUUGUCUAUUAUUUGGUGGCCGCUUACCAUCAGGCGACUCUUCUAAGCUGAUGAUGACCUGGAUGUGAUGAGUGUCUGAGAAUGUUAGUGGUUCUGUUUUGGCAGCGGUGUGUGUAGAUAUGUUCAAGGGAGGGAAGAAGGCAGCCAAAGCUGUUUUGUGCAGUAGUAAUGACCCAUGCCCAAAUUACUAGUCGGCCACUGAAACCUGAUGAAAAAUGUUUCUGUUAGAGAAAAUGCACCGAAGCUGACAUUUUCAGGUUAAAGGCUGGUUCUGGUCCUGGGCCAGCUAAGCAAAGGGGAAUGCAAUCAGUGGUACAAGUCACAUCAGCCCAUUGCCUCUGGCCAAUAAUGCAGUGCAUAGGCUGAAUGCUGAUUGGCUGAAAGGAAGGGGUAAACUGAAAAGGGAAUGACCACAGCCCACUUAAUCUGCAGUACAAAGAAUUUCUUUGUGCACUAUGAACUCUGUAAUUCCAGCAAAAGGACCAACAGAACCACAAACAAGUGUUCCAGUUAUUAAACAGUACAUGUAUAUUUUUAAACUAUAGCAGCAAUGUCAAGUUGUUUGCAUCUGCAAAGUGCUCUGUAGCACCGACACAGUACCAUGCUGGAGCCAAUACGUGCCAUUUUUAUAGGACAAACGCACAGUUUUAGCAUGGAUGAAGACAUGGUCCAGUAUACCACAAAACUUUACAAACUUUUAAAACUUUAGAAAUUGCAUAGGCACAGUAUUCAGACAUGCCAUUAAACUGUCUUCUGUAGGUGAUAAUAACUCUCCCAUAACAUAUAAUUCAGUGUUAAAUAAGUAACAGUCGGCUGCCUGAAGCCUGCCAUACAAUAAUGGCUUUUAUAUCUAAGUUGCAGCUCACUGUAAGUAUAACUUUCAGGGUGACUGACUUGAAAUGGAAAAGUAAUGUUAAAUAUUGAGACGUAUCUAUCAAACAGCACAAGUCAUGUUAUUCACUUUCCAAUCAUUUUGAGCCAUAUGUAAAGCCAGCGGCAGACCUUUGCUAAUGGUUCCAACACUGAAGCUCAAUAACCAUCAGAUGUGGUUAUUGCUCUUCUUCCUCUGUAAGGUGACCAAACUUUUGCACAUGUCACAGUCACACUUUUUAUUUGUUAUAUUAUUAAGUCCAAAAUUAAAAGAUAACAGUGCAAUAACCUUUGAAGACAGGCUUGUUUUAAUUCCCUUCUUUUAAGUAUAAAAUAUCAACUCAAUGUGCUAUUUCCCAGAGAUUUGCUGGUAGUUACAUGGUCAGACCUUGAAAUAUGUUUUGUUUCCCGCAAAUGUAAAGUUAUGUUAAGACACUGUGAUAUUUCAACAUUAAACAAUUGAUAAUUGA
Molecule: messenger RNA, 3852 nt
Organism: Pelmatolapia mariae (spotted tilapia)
Lineage: Eukaryota; Metazoa; Chordata; Actinopteri; Cichliformes; Cichlidae
Gene: pnpla3
Product: patatin-like phospholipase domain containing 3
Exons: 9
Coding region: 133-1527 (464 amino acids)
Biological process (GO): positive regulation of triglyceride catabolic process; lipid homeostasis; triglyceride catabolic process
Cellular component (GO): cytoplasm; membrane; lipid droplet
Molecular function (GO): triacylglycerol lipase activity
Source: RefSeq, a predicted model, not a curated record